Suillus subaureus is the source of this 432-nucleotide messenger RNA. RefSeq lists its product as uncharacterized. The transcript is spliced from 2 exons. The annotation marks the transcript as partial. The record is from RefSeq and is a predicted model, not a curated record. Lineage: Eukaryota; Fungi; Basidiomycota; Agaricomycetes; Boletales; Suillaceae.
UGGGCUCAUCUGUGCUUACCAAAUGGGCAGACUGCAAGAACAGUGUGGAGAGAAACUGAGAAACCUGCUGAGAAGGUUUGCAUUUCACACAAUGUCAAGCUUGUGUUGGAUGGUGAGAUUUGCCUUGCUGAAAUUCUUUACUUUACCUGUCUAGCUGUUGUAGAUGGCUUAGAUGAAGAUGGAGAACAGAUUUUUCAUUGGCAGGCCGUUGUGCUUGUCAUGAUGGAUUCCUGUCCAGAUUGUCACCUUCUCAAGCUCUCCUUUCAUGCUGUAAGUUCAUGCAAACCCAUUGAGGAUGAUAUUCGUAUCAUAGAUGUGAAAUCCAUUACUGAUGUCAUUGGCAUGGUGCCCCACCGACCCAAUCUACCAUCUGGGGUGACUGAGGACAGAUUUCUUUUAGUUGAGAAACCAGGACUUGAUAUUGUGACAUUU